AUGACAACUGCAGCACUACCCAAUGAACUGUUGCACCGAAAGGCCCAUCAGGCAGAGGAUAUCUACAGUCAUGAUGGGAAACACAGUAAUGCCUUCGAUGAAGAUCUUAAACAGCGGUACAGACAUACACAGAAAGUCAAGACAAAAAUCCUGGAGCAGGUCCAGCAUCAGCUAAGUGAUAUAUUAGACCAAGCUCUGACUGAAUCUGUUCAACCCCCCACCCAAAUCCAACCACAUGUCAACGGAAAGACAGCAAUUAAAUCUUCACCCAGCUCUCAGAGAAUGGAUGAUGGUAAAGUGUUUAUGCACAGAGCAUCCCUUCUAGAUGAGCUGUUUGAGAUCAGCCACAUCAGGACCAUCUACCAUAUGUUCUUAGCUGUACUUCUCAUCUUCUGCAUAAGCACACUGGUUGUGGACUACAUCGACCAGGGCAGGUUGGUCCUGGAGUUUGACCUGCUCUUCUACGCUUUUGGGAAGUCGGGGACGGUCACAUGGGCCUGGUUUCUGAUGUUCUUCUACACCUUGCUUGUUCCCUACCAGCUCCUCAUGUUUUGGGGGUCUUUGUACCACAGCGUCCCCUCAAAACUGGGGCUGUCUCUGGGGACAGGCCUGGUCCUGUGUGCUCUGCAGUCCUGUAUCUUGGGACUGUUUCCUGUCUAUGUGGUCGUGCACCACCAGUUGCCCCCAGCUUCCCGGUUCAUUGUCAUACUGGAGCAGAUUCGAUUUGUGAUGAAAACCUACUCAUUCUUGAGAGAAACGGUUCCUGUUGUUGUGAAUAAUACACCAAAGGAAGGUGAAAAUCCCAGAUUGCCCACAUUUUCCAGCUAUCUGUAUUUCCUCUUUAGCCCAACACUCAUCUAUAGAGAGUCCUAUCCAAGGAACAGCCACAUUCGAUGGAAGUAUGUUGGUGUUACUCUUGCAAUGAUUCUGGGUUGCCUGUUUUAUGGCUACUUCAUCCUGGUGCGACUCUGUGUACCACUCUUCAGACCUGAAACCAACCUGCCUUUCACUAAGAAGAAAAUGGUUCUGGCUGUGUUUAAUUCAAUAUUACCAGGUAUAAUGCUCCUUCUGUUGUGUUUCUUCGCCUUCCUUCACUGCUGGCUCAACCUCUUUGCGGAGCUGCUGCGUUUUGCUGACAGGAUGUUUUACAAGGACUGGUGGAACUCACAUUCAUUUGCUAACUACUACCGUACCUGGAAUGUAGUGGUUCAUGACUGGUUAUUUUACUACGGAUACAGAGACUUCCUCUGGCUGUCGAAUAGGAAAUUCAAAACAGCUGCUAUGCUCUCAGUGUUCAUCGUCUCUGCUUUUGUUCAUGAGUAUGCCUUGGCCAUGGGCUUUGGCUUCUUCUAUCCUGUCAUGUUCAUCCUCUUUGCCAUCUUUGGAGUGGUGUUCAACUUUACUAUGAACGAUAGGCGUCAGAGCCCUAUGUGCAACGUCAUCAUGUGGGUGUGUCUCUUCGUGGGUCAGGGGGUCCAGGUGUGUCUGUACUGCCAGGAGUGGUACGCACAGAUAUACUGUCCUCGAACAGGGGGUGGUUUCUGGGAGUUGGUGACACCUCGAUCCUGGAACUGCACCUACCAGAAAUGAAGCUACUGAGACGCCUGUUGUUAUUAUGUUUGGAACAGAGGAACAAAGAUGGAUGGGAGAAGAAAUGAAUAUUAACCUUUAGUGUCUUCAUGGACUAAACACAAAGCCAGAUAACUUGAAAGAUAUGUAAAUAGAUAUUGUUUUUUAGUGUAUGUUGAGUGAUUAAGAUGCAACUGUAAUUUUUUAUCUUAACCUUGUUUUACUCUGCAUCAACACUACAUUAUUUCAUGUUUCAUUUUUGCAUUUCAUGUUUGCCUCAAUAGUAUUCAUUUAUAAUAUCUCAGACCAUGUCAAAACCAAAUUAUUGUAAUUCUAGUGAUAAAAAUAAUACCAUAAGAACAAGGUUUUAUAAUUAGUUUGUUAGUUAAUGAAACACCACAUUAAUGAAUACAUUUCGCAAUUCUGCAAUUUCGUUGCACAACUGGUGAAAUGACAGUAAAGCUUAUUGUAUU
Messenger RNA from Sphaeramia orbicularis (orbiculate cardinalfish), 2042 nucleotides. RefSeq names its product sterol O-acyltransferase 2 (gene soat2). Gene Ontology annotation, molecular function: cholesterol O-acyltransferase activity; fatty-acyl-CoA binding; cholesterol binding. The transcript is spliced from 15 exons. Gene Ontology annotation, cellular component: endoplasmic reticulum membrane. Gene Ontology annotation, biological process: cholesterol efflux; cholesterol metabolic process. The record is from RefSeq and is a predicted model, not a curated record. NCBI's taxonomy places the organism in Eukaryota, Metazoa, Chordata, Actinopteri, Kurtiformes, Apogonidae. Bases 1 to 1590 code for a protein of 529 amino acids.